Molecule: messenger RNA, 2311 nt
Organism: Coccinella septempunctata (seven-spotted ladybird)
Lineage: Eukaryota; Metazoa; Arthropoda; Insecta; Coleoptera; Coccinellidae
Gene: Ssadh
Product: glutarate-semialdehyde dehydrogenase
Exons: 1
Coding region: 168-1715 (515 amino acids)
Molecular function (GO): succinate-semialdehyde dehydrogenase (NAD+) activity
Source: RefSeq, a predicted model, not a curated record
CAAGGUCAUGAUAAAUGACAUCUGACAUCUUAUUUAUUCAAUUAUUAUUGUGUCAAAUUGAUGAAAUGGAUUAAUAGGGAAUUUUAUUGAUCAUAAUGACCAGCCAUUCAUGUUAUUGAUACUCAGUCAGUUCCAUCGUGCUCGGCAAUCAUUGUAUUGAAGAAAAAAUGCUUCCCAGGGUUCUGAAAACAUACAAUCGUUGUUCAAUCAAUAAUAGGAACAUCAUGGAUAUUAUGUAUCCAAUUAGAAAUUUAUCACAGUUACCUCUAAUAAAACAGCGAGCGUAUAUUGAUGGAGAGUGGGUUUGUGCCGCAGACGAAAGAAUAUUCACUGUAUCGAAUCCAGCUAAUGGUGAAAUUAUUUCUAAAGUUCCAGAUAUGGACGAGAGGGAUGUUGAAUUAGCUAUCAAAGCAGCUUCAUCCGCUUUUGUAGAAUGGAAAAAUACAACUGCUUAUGAACGUUCCAGAGUGAUGAAAAAAUGGUAUGAUCUCAUGGUAAAACAUAAGGAAACAAUAGCUCAAAUUAUAACUCUAGAAUGUGGUAAACCUUUUGCUGAAUCAAAAGCGGAAGUAAAUUAUGGAAAUUCUUACAUUGAGUAUUAUGCUGAAGAAGCAAGACGAAUAAAUGGUGAAAUUCUUCAAAGCACUUAUCCAACGAAAAAGUAUUUUGUUGAAAAACAACCUAUCGGAGUUGUUGGAUUGAUAAGUGCUUAUAAUUUCCCAUUAGCUAUGAUUACAAGAAAAUUAGCUGCAGCUUUAGCUGCAGGUUGUACUUGUGUUGUCAAACCUGCGACUGAUACACCCUUAACAGCUCUUGCAAUGGCAGAACUGGGGCAUGAGGCUGGAAUUCCAAAAGGUGUAGUGAAUGUUAUCACAAGUUCUCAUGCUUCAAAUCCACCUGUAGUUGAUUUUAUGUGUAAAAGCCCAGAUAUAAGGGGAAUAUCUUUUACUGGCUCAGUUCAGGUUGGUAAAAUUAUUAAUGAAAAAUGUGCUCCCUAUGUGAAACGGGUUAGCUUAGAACUUGGAGGAAAUGCACCCUUUAUUGUGUUUAAUUCAGCUGAUGUAGAUGUUGCUGUGCAAGCUGCAAUUGCCUCAAAAUUCAGAAAUUCUGGCCAAACCUGUGUAGCACCUAAUAGAUUUUUGGUACAGGAUGGAAUUUAUGAUUGUUUUGUGGAUAACCUCAUUGUUGAGAUGAGAAAAUUGAAAAUGGGUGAUGGUUCUCAGGGUGAUGUUAAAAUUGGCCCAAUGAUAAAUGCAGCACAGUUAGAAAAAGUCCGUCAGCUGGUAGAUGAUGCCAUUUCCAAAGGAGCUAAUUGCAUUCUUGGCGGAAAGAGGGCGCCACUUGUGGGAGAUUUAUAUUAUGAACCUACAGUUUUGACUGAUGUGCGGGAAACUAUGAAGCUUUACAUGGAAGAAAUUUUUGGACCUGUUGUUAGCAUUGUGAAAUUCAGAACAGAAGAAGAAAGUUUAUUCAUUGCUAAUCAACCCGAUGUUGGACUUGCUGGAUAUAUUUUUUCCAGCGAUAUUAGUCAAAUUUUCAGAGUAAGCAAGAAUUUGGAAGUCGGAAUGGUUGGUGUCAAUGAAGGGAUCAUAUCUGCUGCUGAAGUUCCAUUUGGGGGAGUCAAAAAGUCUGGUAUUGGGCGAGAAGGUGGCCAUAAUGGUAUAGAAGAUUAUAUCGAUUAUAAAUAUGUUUGCAUAGGAAAUUUAAGAUUUUAAUAAAUCAGCAAAGAGCUUGUUAUUUUUGAAGUAAGCAGUAUUACCUAAUGAAGCUAUCUCUAACAACAUCUUCUGCUUCAUAAUUUUUUGUUUUUUAGGUAGUCUUGAAAUUGUAUUGAGUAUUUUGGAAAAUUUAAUAUUUAUUAACCGAUUUGAAUGAUGAAAAAUGUCAUGAAUUUUCGAUUGAUCUAGUCAAAAUCAUUAUCCACAUAGUGAAAUGACAAAAUUAUUACAGUGGACAUGAUUAGCAAUUGACUCAUCUGAAAUUAUAACAUAUAUUUACAUCAUAUGUAUGUACAUAUAUACUAUAUCAAUACAUUUUUGCCAUAACAUCGUGAGCCUCAAUUACUUGCCAGUGCCUUACGAUAUUUUGGCAAAAAUGUGUCGAGAUAAUGUAUUGGUCUUCCAUGGUCUGAAGUAUCAAAAAUAAUGUCUUCCAUUUAUGUGAUAUGUGUGGUACAACUACAAUAAACCAAAGACCCCUCGUCUAUAUUUGAAUUCUGAAACUAGUAUAUUUGAUAGCGGAUUCGACCGUGCUUAGUGACUCCAUUGUAAUAUGUGAUGUUUAUGAUUAAAUACACCAAUCAUAUAUGAUA